Messenger RNA from Penicillium bovifimosum, 210 nucleotides. RefSeq lists its product as uncharacterized. The transcript is spliced from 2 exons. Bases 1 to 210 code for a protein of 69 amino acids. Lineage: Eukaryota; Fungi; Ascomycota; Eurotiomycetes; Eurotiales; Aspergillaceae. The record is from RefSeq and is a predicted model, not a curated record.
AUGGACGAGCAGCCAGACGAUGAUGCAUACACGGAGACCACCACCAAGGACGCCACGAACCACCUACAAAUGUUCAUAUUCGGAUCGUCCCCGCCGGCUUCUACGGCGGAUGCAGCGACAACCGAAUUGGACGACUCAAAGGAUGACCCCAAUGACGAGGUGUGGCACGAGGCCAGCGAAGGGAGCGAGGAUGAGCAAGAUCAUCAAUGA